Messenger RNA from Capra hircus (goat), 2002 nucleotides. RefSeq names its product myeloid-associated differentiation marker-like. NCBI's taxonomy places the organism in Eukaryota, Metazoa, Chordata, Mammalia, Artiodactyla, Bovidae. The coding region runs from base 301 to 1239 and encodes 312 amino acids. Gene Ontology annotation, cellular component: cell-cell junction; plasma membrane. The transcript has a single exon. The record is from RefSeq and is a predicted model, not a curated record.
UGUAAAAAAUGCCCAUGGCUGAGGCCUGACCCAACCCAGCUGUGAGGUUUGGGAUAAGACAAGUCUCCUGACAAGGCCAAGGGCGAUGGGUGGAGAGAACCAUUUGGAGUGGCUGUUCUGUUACCCAAGUGUCUGAGUCUUCCAACUCCACAGAUCCUGAGCCUCAGCCCUCAUGGGGCCCUGAGCCUUUUCCAGGCGUCUGACACAGUCCACCUGCGGAACUGGAUCUUUCUCUGGUGGGUUCUCAGGGAAGACCACUGCUUUACUGGUGACCGUGACCUGCCUGACCAUCACAGCACCAUGCCCACCUGGUCAACAUCGCCAAGCGGUGAUGCAGUGUUUAGUGUGUGCUGCUCCGUCCGCCUGCCGCAGCUCUUCUGCACCUGCGUGGCCUUCUCGCUUGCGGCUGACAUGGGCAUUCUGAGAGGGGCCAUAGGUAACUGGGCCAUGCCCUUCUGGUGCGUCUGUUUUGCCAUGACCUUCAUCAUCUCCACAGUCGAGUUAUGCAGGCUCGAUUCCGAAUUUCCUUUCUUCUGGUACAACAUCUCCGUCACCUACGCCUGCUAUGCUGCCCUCAUCUGCCUCUCGGCCUCCAUUAUCUACCCCAUCACCUACGUCCAGUUCCUGCCUUAUGGUCCUUACCGGGACCGGGCCAUCGCCGCCACUGCUUUCUCCUGCAUCGCGUCUGUGCAGUAUGUCACAGAAGUGGCCAGGAUGAGGGACUGGUAUGAUCUUGAGGACAUCUUCUUCUAUGAGCACACCACGCGAGCCCUGCUGAAGGUGCUGGAGACCUUCGUGGCUGGUGUCAUCUUCGCCUUCCUCAGCAACACCUCCCUGUACCUGCACCAGCCGGCCCUGGAGUGGUGUGUGGCCGUGUACUCCAUCUGCUUCAUCCUGGCAGCUGUGGUCCUCCUGCUGGACCUGGCUGAAUGGGAAUACAUGCCACCCAGGCCCUUCUCCAUUUUCCAGCUAGUGCUCAGCCUGCUCUCUGUCCUCCUCUACAUCAGUGCUGUGGUCCUCUGGCCGCUCUACCAGUUCAGCGAGGAGCUUGGCGGGCAGCCCCAGAGGCCCAGUGAUGGGGACUGCAGGGAUGAGCUUACCCACGACCUGUGCGCCUGGGACCAGCGCCUGGCUGUGGCCGUCCUGACAGCCAUCAACCUGCUGGUUUAUGUGGCCGACCUGGGGUACUGGGCACGCCAGGUUUCUGUAGGGACUGAGGACCAGCCCAGGGACUCCUGAUCUUCUGCUCACAGGAGUUAUCCUCACCGAGCUCUGACAUCCUUGAUGUCAUCUUCCUGGCUCCCCUCUCCCUCCUCACAUCCUUCGCCAUGCAUCUCACUCUCUUUUCUGUUCCCUUCCCUCCUGCUGCUCUGUCUCCUUCCUGGUUUCUUUGGUUGUUCAUUUUCUGUUUUGUCUCUUUCUCUUGCUUCUCUCAUUUUUCCUUCAUUUUCUGCUUUUUGGCCCUUUACUGAUCAUCCUUAAUUUUCUCGUCACCUGUGUCCUGACCACCUCUCCCCAUUUUCCUUCUUCUGAUCCAUCAGGACCUGAGACUUCUUCCUUCUCUGCCCACAGCCUCCUUCCACCUCCUAAGGUGCUGACUCCACAUCAUACAGCCCUCUGUGCAGCUGUUCACAUGCUGAGCCUCCGGAGGGGCCUCAUUGCCAAAGCGUGUCUGUCCCCCUGGCAGUGCCUUACUGUUGUGGUUGGGGGAGUUUACGGGGUGUGGGCGGGUAGGAAGGGAUUGGGCUUUUUUUCUCCCAGUGGAGCAACUGUAUAGUGCACCUCCCCUUUGAGUUAAAAAAAAACCUCUGAAGGUCAAUAAUCUCCAGUGGGCGAGAUUCUUGCAUGAGAUACUCUGGGUUCCUGGGCCCCACUUGGUGCUCAGUACUCCAAGAGAUUGGCUGCAGAAUUUUUGCAGGCUCACUAAACAUCCGUUGCUCAGAGGGCAUCUUAGAGGAAGCCAGGGGUAAAUGCCUUCCAUCCCAACUACUCUCUGGGGGAU